AUGUGUCAAGGAGAGAGCCUUCUGAGAGUGCUAAGACUGGAAUACAACCUGUCUUUGGUCCCAGCGACCUUCAGUCCUUGGGCCUCAGGACCCUCCAAGACCAGUGGGCUCCUCAGAACCCAGCUGAGGGACUUCCUUCCCCGAGGCUCAGGGAUCGUCACUCGGCGGCCUCUCAUCCUGCAACUCAUCUUCUCAAAAACAGAAUAUGCUGAGUUUUUGCACUGCAAGUCCAAAAAGUUUACAGAUUUUGAUGAAGUUCGGCAGGAGAUCGAAGCGGAGACCGACAGGGUAACGGGGACCAACAAAGGCAUUUCCCCAGUGCCCAUCAACCUGCGGGUCUACUCACCCCAUGUGCUGAACUUGACCCUCAUCGACCUCCCGGGCAUCACCAAGGUGCCUGUGGGCGACCAGCCUGCAGACAUUGAGUACCAGAUCAAGGACAUGAUCCUGCAGUUCAUCAGCCGGGAGAGCAGUCUCAUCUUGGCUGUCACACCUGCCAACAUGGACUUGGCCAACUCGGAUGCCCUCAAGCUGGCCAAGGAGGUGGACCCCCAAGGCCUGCGGACCAUUGGCGUCAUCACCAAGCUGGACCUGAUGGACGAAGGCACUGAUGCCAGGGACGUCUUAGAGAACAAGUUGCUCCCCUUGAGAAGAGGCUACAUUGGCGUGGUGAACCGUAGCCAGAAAGACAUUGAAGGCAAGAAGGACAUCCGUGCGGCACUGGCAGCAGAGAGGAAGUUUUUCCUCUCCCACCCCGCCUACCGGCACAUGGCUGACCGCAUGGGUACCCCACACCUGCAGAAGACCUUGAAUCAGCAACUGACCAACCACAUCCGGGAGUCGCUGCCGGCCCUGCGCAGCAAGUUGCAGAGCCAGCUGCUAUCCCUGGAGAAGGAGGUGGAGGAGUAUAAGAACUUCCGGCCUGACGACCCCACUCGCAAAACCAAAGCCCUGCUGCAGAUGGUCCAGCAGUUUGGGGUGGACUUUGAGAAACGGAUCGAGGGCUCGGGAGACCAAGUGGACACGCUGGAGCUGUCCGGAGGCGCCAGAAUCAACCGCAUCUUCCACGAGCGCUUUCCUUUUGAGCUGGUGAAGAUGGAGUUUGAUGAAAAAGACUUAAGACGAGAGAUCAGCUACGCCAUCAAGAACAUCCAUGGAGUCAGGACUGGGCUCUUCACGCCGGACUUGGCGUUCGAGGCCAUUGUGAAAAAGCAGGUGGUGAAGCUGAAAGAGCCCUGUUUGAAAUGCGUCGACCUGGUUAUCCAGGAGCUAAUCAAUACAGUUAGGCAGUGUACCAGUAAGCUCAGCUCCUACCCCCGGUUACGAGAGGAAACGGAGCGAAUUGUGACCACGUACAUCCGGGAACGAGAGGGGAGAACCAAGGACCAGGUACCAGCUCUUUGUCUCUGUGUCAGUUCUAACUUUCGUGUGGCCCAUUUUGGUGUGUGUUCUGUGACUGGUGACAGCAUACAGCAGCAUUAUCCUUCCUCCAUCAGUGGUAGAGAACCUUCCUAGCAAGCGCAAGGACCUAGGUUCAAACCCCAGCACCACCAAGAAAAAGAGAGUGCUUACCUAGCAUGCAUGAGGCCCUGGGUUCGAUCUCCAUUAUGGGAAAA
This is a messenger RNA of Castor canadensis (American beaver), 1616 nucleotides long. The record is from RefSeq and is a predicted model, not a curated record. Lineage: Eukaryota; Metazoa; Chordata; Mammalia; Rodentia; Castoridae.